UGUUGCUCUCCCAUAUAAUGAAUAACGUCAUCACUACUGCUGUACAAGUACGCAGAAGUUGUCCAGUUGCUGUUGUAGUGUAAUUGUCGAGGUGUUUUGCUUUUCCACAAUGAGUAAAGCUGUGCUGUUCGGCUUGUGGGGCGGUGUUGUAACUGCUCACCCGCUCCAGCCUUUUCACAAAUUCGAAACAUGUUCAAACAUUCCAAGGGAUUUAAUAUCGAACGCGAGUGACAAAGGAUGCGGUGAGAAUGCUCUGGUUCGUGCUGAACGAGGGAUAAUCACCCUUUCUCAGAUGUUUGCAGAGCUGGAAACUGAGUGUGGAAAAGAGGCAGUCAGUCAGUCAGAGCCCAAGUCUCUGCCUGCACCAUUUUCAGCCCAGAAACUCUCUGGGGAGAGGGGAGGUGGGAUAAGGAAGGUGGAGAUUAGUACAAAUGUGCUUGAUACUGCUGCCACCCUGAAGAGAAAUGGCAUAAAAACUGGUAUCGUGGCCAAUAUCUGGGUUGAUGACUCUCCUCAGAGGGACAGUGUUGCUAAGAUGCUCUCAGUGCUGGAAAGCUGUUUUGACGUGGUAGUACAGUCUUGCCACAUUGGGUCAAGGCUUCCUGAACCUGAGAUAUUCCACACUGCCUUGGCUGAAUUGAAUGUUAAACCCCAUGAGUCUAUCUGGUUGGAUGUUAAUGAAAAGAGUGUUCAGGCAGCUGAAAGCUUGGGCAUGAAAGCUGUUAAGAUUACUGGCAUCAGUGAAGCACUGAUGGAAAUAGAGAAAUUUACAGAGAUAAAGGUUACCACUGAGCAACAGCCUCUCUGCUGUAAUCCUGAAGAGAUCAGCCAUGGAUAUGUCACUAUUAAGCCUGGGGUGAAGAUUCAUUUUGUGGAGAUGGGGGAUGGGCCUCCAGUCCUGCUCUGUCAUGGAUUCCCAGAAAGCUGGUUUUCUUGGAGAUACCAGAUUCCUGCCUUGGCUAAUGCUGGAUUCAAGGCUAUUGCUAUAGACCUAAAAGGUUUUGGUGACUCGAGUACUCCAGCAGAUAUUGCUGAGUAUUCUCAAGAAAAUAUUUUACGGGAGUUGGUGACCUUUCUGGAUAGGUUGGGCCUUGCACAGGUUACUGUGGUGGGUCAUGACUGGGGUGGUGUUAUUGCAUGGAACAUGGCUUUGUAUUACCCAGAGAGACUGAGGGCUGUGGCUUCUCUCAACACUCCUCUUUUCCCUGUGGAUCCAAACAAAAACCCAAUGCAGACACUUAAGUCUAUACCAGUCUUUGAAUAUCAAAUCUACUUCCAGGAGCCUGGUGUAGCGGAGGCUGAGCUGGAGAAGAACCUGGAGAGAACUUUCAAACUGCUGUUCACUGCUAGUUAUGAGAAUGAUACACAUCCUCAAGUGGAUUUGACUGGAGUCAUUAAGAGAGGUGGUCUGUUUGUUGGAAUGCCUGAAGAAGUUCCCAGAAGUGCUAUCCUAAGUGAGGCAGAGCUGCAGUACUACAUCCAGCAGUACAGGAAGAGUGGUUUCAGGGGGCCUCUGAAUUUGUAUCGGAAUGGAGAGAGGAACUGGCGCUGGAUGUGUUCGAGGCCAAGGGGCAAGAUCCUGAUGCCAGCUUUGAUGGUGACUGCAGGGAAGGACAAGGUGCUUCUGCCCAUUUUUUCCACUGGCAUGGAGAAAAUAAUUCCCAAUUUAUCAAGGGCUCAUCUUGAGAACUGUGGACACUGGACUCAGAUGGAGAGACCAGCUGAGACCAACAAAAUUCUGAUCUCCUGGCUGAAAGAGAUACACCAGGAAAACUCCAUUCCUUUCUAUCCAAAGCUAUAAGAUUAUUAUAAAACCAUUGCUCAAGAAUGCAAGCUUAGAGACUGGACACCUACAACUGGGAAUUUUUUAAAAUCCUUUUUACUGUACUAUGCCUUGCAUAUUUGUUAUCAUAUUAUAUUUCUAAAAUCUGCAUUAGUGCUUUAGAAAACAUUCUUUAUUAAAUGCUUUAUACAUAAUUAAACAAUAAAUGGCUGUGUAUUUGUAAUAAACAGCAUCUUCACCA
This is a messenger RNA of Ictalurus punctatus (channel catfish), 2024 nucleotides long. It is a transcript of the gene ephx2, whose product is annotated as epoxide hydrolase 2, cytoplasmic. NCBI's taxonomy places the organism in Eukaryota, Metazoa, Chordata, Actinopteri, Siluriformes, Ictaluridae. Gene Ontology annotation, molecular function: magnesium ion binding; lipid phosphatase activity. The coding region runs from base 110 to 1801 and encodes 563 amino acids. The record is from RefSeq and is a predicted model, not a curated record. Gene Ontology annotation, biological process: phospholipid dephosphorylation; cholesterol homeostasis. Gene Ontology annotation, cellular component: peroxisome. The transcript has 19 exons.